AUGCCCAAGUUCAAACAACGAAGAAGGAAGCUAAAAGCCAAAGCCAAAAGAUUAUUUAAAAAAAAAGAAGUAUCUCGUCUCCAAGCCAAGCUAAUUAUACCUCCUCCUCCUCCUCCACCACCCUCACCUGAAAGAAUAGUUAUUUCUUCAACAGAUGUAUGCCAUAGCAGAAGCUGGCUAAGAUUGUCCUGGAACUUCAGCCUUCCCAACAUCAAAGAUACAGUAAAACUUUGGACAAAUAGAGUAUGGUCUAUAUACACCUGGUGCCAGAACUGCAUAGCCCAGAGUUUAGAAGGAUUGAAAGAUACCAUCUUUCCAUCUCGUAUCUGCCACCGAGAACUUCACAGUCUCAAGCAACAGUUUUCCAUUUUGGAAAAUAAAUUAUGCAAGCUCCAGGAAACACUGAAGGCCAUCUCAGAAAAAUCUUCUCCAAGCUGUGGUCAAAUGUGUCACAUGAAUAGUAAAAUUACAGCUGUGCCCACUGGUGUUCUAACCACCCCUGGAGAAUGUGGAGCUGAAAUUGUACCUCCUCCCACACUGCCACAGACAGCCAACCAUCUUCCUCCUCCUCCACUUCCACCUCCACCUCCACCUCCUCCCCUGCCUCCUCCUCCACCACCACUAGCACCUUUGCUGCUCAGAAAAUCCAAUCUCCCUAAAGCACUUCAGACUAGACCAUUACAAAAAGAUGGACCCAUGCAGAUAACGGUUAAGGAUCUACUGACUGUGAAAUUAAAGAAGACCCAGAGUUUUGAUGAAAGGAGGAAGCUUGUACCAUCACCAAAGGCACAGAAUCCACUGGUUACUGUCUCUGAUCUGCAGCGUGUUACCCUCAAACCAAACUCCAAAGUGUUAUCGACUCGAGUUACAAAUGUCUUAAUGUAA
Messenger RNA from Otolemur garnettii (small-eared galago), 885 nucleotides. RefSeq names its product proline rich 11 (gene PRR11). Bases 1 to 885 code for a protein of 294 amino acids. The transcript has 6 exons. The record is from RefSeq and is a predicted model, not a curated record. NCBI's taxonomy places the organism in Eukaryota, Metazoa, Chordata, Mammalia, Primates, Galagidae. Gene Ontology annotation, cellular component: cytoplasm; nucleus.